AUGCUAUCGAUAUACACUCUCGCAGCGCUGGUCGCCAACGCCGCUGCCCUGGCCGUCUCGGGCACAGCAGAAGGCUUCGCGAAGGGAGUCACAGGCGGUGGCUCUGCUUCUCCCGUCUACCCAAAAACCAACGCAGAGCUGGUCUCGUACUUAGGCGACUCCUCUCCACGCGUCAUCAUCCUGCAAAAAAACUUCGACUUCACUGGAACCGAAGGCACAAGCUCCGAAAAUGGAUGUGCGCCGUGGGGAACGGGAGCCACUUGUCAGCUAGCCAUCAAUCAGAACAACUGGUGUACGAACUAUGAAGCCUCUGCGCCUAAAGCAAGUGUGUCGUACGACAAAGCGGGCAUCAUUGGUAUCACGGUUAAAUCUCAGAAGACUCUGCUGGGCCAAGGUACUACCGGUGUGAUUAAAGGCAAGGGCCUACGCAUCACUGGCGGUGCAUCCAACAUCAUUAUCCAGAACGUUCACAUUACCAACCUGAAUCCGCAUUAUGUCUGGGGUGGUGAUGCGAUCACGCUUGAUGGCGCAGAUAUGGUCUGGAUCGAUCAUGUCAAGACAUCCCAGAUCGGCCGCCAGCACAUUGUCCUCGGCAACGGCGCCUCAAACCGCGUAAGCAUAACCAAUAACGAAAUCGAUGGCUCCUCGACUUGGUCCGCUACCUGCGAUGCCCACCACUAUUGGGCAAUGUACUUCACCGGCAGCAGCGAUCUCGUCACGCUAAAGGGCAACUACAUCCACCACACUAGCGGACGCAGUCCCAAAGUCGGCGGGGCUGGUAACACACUGCUCCAUGCAGUCAACAACUACUUCUACGCCAACAGCGGACACGCUUUCGAGGUUGGUACUGGUGGUUCUGUCGUUGCUGAGGGGAAUGUCUUCCAGAAUGUUGUGAAUCCUAUCGACAGUGGGACGAGCGGCGGACAGAUCUUUACGGCUCCGAGUGCUUCUGCGAACGCUGCUUGUUCUGCUUCGCUUGGUCAUACUUGCCAGGUCAAUGCCUUUGGGAGCUCGGGGUCGUUUGGUAGUUUAGGCUCGACUGGCUUCUUCUCCAACUUCAAGGGCAAGAAGGUUGCUUCUGCGAGUGCGGCUUCGAGCGUGGUGGCUAGUGUUGGGAAGAAUGCAGGGUUUGGAAAGUUCUGA
Messenger RNA from Recurvomyces mirabilis, 1143 nucleotides. RefSeq lists its product as uncharacterized. Bases 1 to 1143 code for a protein of 380 amino acids. The record is from RefSeq and is a predicted model, not a curated record. Gene Ontology annotation, molecular function: pectate lyase activity. NCBI's taxonomy places the organism in Eukaryota, Fungi, Ascomycota, Dothideomycetes, Mycosphaerellales, Teratosphaeriaceae. The transcript is spliced from 2 exons.